UUCACCUCUCUGACCUUGUGCGCCUGUACAUCAAUAACCUACCUAGGUACCUUACAGUACCCUUCCCGCCUUCAGUGACCGCACCGCAGCACGCCUCCAUCGCUCUAUCGCUCCUGCCCUCCGACCGACCCUCACCGCCGCCGCCAUGUCGACCGACAAGCCGCUUCCCUUCAUAUAUCAAUUCGCGGCCGGUGCAGUGGCUGGUGUCUCGGAGAUUCUAGUCAUGUACCCACUGGACGUGGUCAAGACGAGAGUGCAAAUCCAAGGUCGGGUGCCUGUGCCAGGCCAGGACUUCUACACUGGCAUGGGCGACUGCUUCAAGAAGAUUGUGGCCAACGAAGGCUUCUCGCGCCUGUAUCGCGGCAUCUCAGCGCCCAUUCUGAUGGAAGCCCCGAAGCGUGCAACCAAGUUCGCGGCCAAUGACGAAUGGGGCAAGUUCUACAGGAACUUGUUCGGCGUGGCCAAGAUGAACCAGUCCUUGUCAAUCCUGACUGGCGCAUCGGCAGGAGCGACGGAGGCUUUCGUGGUAGUGCCAUUCGAGCUCGUGAAGAUUCGGCUACAAGAUAGAGCACAAGCCGCCAAGUACAACGGCAUGAUUGACUGUGUAACGAAAAUCAUCCGCAACGAGGGCCCGCUUACGCUCUACCAAGGUCUCGAAUCUACAAUGUGGCGUCAUAUCCUCUGGAACAGCGGCUACUUUGGCUGUAUCUUUCAAGUGCGAGCCCUGCUGCCUGCCAACCCCAGCGGCGAUAAAUCCAUCCAGAUGCGUAACGAUCUGUUGUCAGGCUCCAUCGGAGGCACUGUGGGCACCAUUCUCAACACACCUAUGGAUGUGGUCAAGAGCAGAAUUCAGAACAGCACAAAGGUGGUUGGUGGAGUACCAAAGUAUAACUGGGCAUGGCCAGCGCUGGGCACGGUUGCGAAGGAGGAAGGGUUUGCUGCACUUUACAAGGGCUUUUUGCCGAAGGUGUUGAGACUCGGCCCAGGAGGUGGGAUCCUGCUGGUAGUCUUCACAGGCGUAAUGGACUUUUUCAGGACUCUGCAAUGAUGAUGCCAAAAUAGAUGUCGGCGCUUCGGAAAUCAGCACCUUCGUCGUAUCUAUACAUAUUGACGAUUCAUUUUGCCGCUGGCGGGCGGAACAUUAACUGCAGCGCUCGAGUGGAGCAGACCCGUCGGUAUGUACCGAUCAUAGUUCUAUGCGACUUUCCACAGCAAACAUGAUCCAUCUUUACGAGUGAGUAGUGGUGGUGGUGGUUUGCUGUGGUUACCUCUUUCGCACUCCCAAUGCAUCCAUGGUCCCUCGGC
Molecule: messenger RNA, 1305 nt
Organism: Sphaerulina musiva SO2202
Lineage: Eukaryota; Fungi; Ascomycota; Dothideomycetes; Mycosphaerellales; Mycosphaerellaceae
Product: mitochondrial carrier
Exons: 4
Coding region: 146-1048 (300 amino acids)
Biological process (GO): transmembrane transport
Source: RefSeq, a predicted model, not a curated record